This is a messenger RNA of Leptidea sinapis, 2167 nucleotides long. RefSeq names its product juvenile hormone esterase-like. The record is from RefSeq and is a predicted model, not a curated record. The coding region runs from base 404 to 1990 and encodes 528 amino acids. NCBI's taxonomy places the organism in Eukaryota, Metazoa, Arthropoda, Insecta, Lepidoptera, Pieridae. The transcript has 5 exons.
GCUUGCAUGUGCAGAAUUGUAAUAUUUUGCUCCGGGCUGUUUAUUUCAAUUCUAUCUGUGUUGAGGUUUUUAACCAUUGUUUUGAGAAAAACUGAUGAGACGAGACGUUCGCCUAUUCGUAUGUGAUAUGCCCUGCCAUUGCAUUGUAGUGCAGCUCAGGAUUGUUGAAAAACACAAAAAACAGAGCGGCACAAAAACGUUCUAUACACAAGAACAUAUGAUUCGCAUCCUGGUGUCUGAAUGGCAAAAGUGUGCUUAAAGACAAUAUAAGCAAUGGUGUAACUAAUGGUGCGACGGAGGCGGUCGUAUACGAAAAGAUAGACCUAUAGUCAAAACUACUCAUGGUUAUGUCGCUGGUGUGGAACUGAAAACUCUCUACGAAGGGCUGAAGUAUUAUGGUUUUAUGGGAAUCCCGUUUGCUGCUCCACCAAUCAAAGAAUUGAGAUUCAAGGACCCAAUAGAGAUUGACCCUUGGCAGGAAACACUCGAAGCAACAAAGGAAAAGCCCGCUUGUGUUCAACACAAUACCAAUAUUAAAAAAGGUCAACCCAUCGGGCAGUACGGCGUAGAAGAUUGCCUGUAUCUUGACAUUUUCACCCCAAACAUUGAUGAAGUUCACAGACCCGUCAUUAUUUUUAUUUACAACGAAAUGUUUCAAGUUGGAUAUAACAAAACAAAAGAUUACGCGCCAGAUUUUUUUAUUGAAGAAAACGUUAUAGUAGUAACUCUAAGCCAUAGAUUGUCAGUUUUUGGUUUUCUAUCUUUUGAUGAUGAUGUUCUUCCAGGAAACGCAGGUUUGAAAGAUAUAUACAUAGCUAUCAAAUGGAUUAAGAAUAAUAUUGAGCGAUUUGGCGGAGAUCCUGAUAGGUUAACUCUAAUGGGCUCUCAAGGAGGCGCUGUUUCAAUUGACCUACUUAUACACUCAGAGGCUAAUAAAUUGUUUAAUUCAGCCAUUCUUCAAAGUGGCUCAUCUCUAAGCCAAUUAUACUUAGAAAGAAAUGUUCGAGAAAGGGCACUUAAACUCGGAGAACUAUUAAAAAUUCCUUCAACAACCAGCGAAAAGCUUCUCAAGGAGCUCCAAGACGUUUCACCUAAUGAAAUUCUUAAAGAGGAGCUCCGAGCAAUGCCCAAUCAUUAUAAUGUAGAGAAUCAAAGAGGUUUAUUGCCUUUCGGGCCCGUUGUCGAGAGAGAUGGUUUAAUUAAUCAACUUCCAGAAGAUUCAUUACAGGACGUUAAUAUUCCCAUUAUGAUUGGUUAUAAUUCCCGAGAAGGUCUCGACGCUUCAAUACAAUAUCUAUUAGAGCCCAAUUUUAUUGGGAGCAUAAAUAGGAAUUUUCCUCUCAUAAUGCCGAGACGAUUGCGUUUUAAAUUCGAUCCUGAGAGUGACAGUUAUAUAGAAGCCGUCGAAGAGGUUAAGAAAUUCUACUUCAAGAAAGCGAUUACAAUAAAAAGCGUGCCCCAAUAUGUGACUUAUAUUGGCGAUAUUCUUUCGUCUUACAAUAUUAAUAUGAUGGCUGAGAUGUAUUCAAAUAAGACGAACGUUUACUUUUAUUAUUUUGAUUACUACAGCGAUUUGAAUGAAAAUAAGAAUAAUUUACUAAAGUUGUCUGUUGUCGAUGAUGGUACUUGGGGUGCAGCGACGGCAGACGAGCUUUGUUAUUUGUUCAAAUGUCCCCAUUUGAUGAGUAAAUAUUUAAGGUAUAGAGAGUCAAUGUCUGAAGAAGCAAAAAUACAACGUAGUUUGGUAAAACUAUGGACGAACUUUGCUAAGUACGGAAAUCCCACACCAGACAAGGCAAAUCCCUUAAGCAUUAAAUGGCCUACGUACAGUAAUGAAUUGAAGCAAUAUCUUCAUAUAAGUAACAAAAUGGAAGUAAAACAAAAUUUAUUACAAAAAGAAAUUCAAUUUUGGAAUAAGUUUAUUGAGAAAUGGGGUCGAAGGGCUGUUAAUGGAGUUGUGAAGGAUAAUUAUAUAAAAGAUGAACUUUGAUAGAUUGUUUUAUGUCAAACUUCAAUUUUCUGGUAACAACAGAAUGACCGUAAACUGUACAAAGGUCAAAUCAAAUCAUAAUCAAUUUGACCUUUGACCAAUAACAUUUUCCGAAGUGGUAUGGCCUAAUCGGUUUUCAGUUCGGUGACCCUUCAGAUAGAGAAUCCAAAGAAUUGA